UCUUGGACGGAAAGCAAAGGUAGAGUGACACAAUUGGCACAACGCGAGCGUAACCCUGGGGAUUCGGUUCAGAAACGAAGGAAUCGCUAUUUGGUGCAUUAUGCAUCACAAGCAAAGAUAUCAAAAUGAAUGUACCCUUGUGAUAUCAUCCACGGAAAUUUGGUGAAUCGGAUUUUAAACUGGUGUAUCGGUUCUGAAGCGCGACGCUGAUUCAACAUCUAACAUCAUGCUAUUGUUUUAACAGUAUCGUGAAAAAACGAAGCUGGAACGGUGAUCAAAUUUUUGUUUAUCGCUUAUUAGCUGGGAAACUACCCAAACCAUACAGAAAUUCGAUCGAGUUUCUUAAUCGUACGUCAAAAAUCUUCGUAUCCAUCAUACAGAAAAUAGAAUUUUAGCACACGAUAGCUCCUAAAAUUCUUCAAUGUAUCAAAUGGAUUUGAGAAGAUCAGAGGGCCUGGUGCGGGCACGUUCGAGAGCCGUGGUGGUUGGUGAAUGGUGUUGCAGAUAGACUCGGUGUGGGGUUGGGCGUCACCCCCGCUGCGCCUCCAGCUAGGGGGGUCUAGGGGCGCCUCGGGGAGAGCGACCGCGGGCGCCCCAUCCUCACAGAGGAUGGGUGAAAUGGUCGUAGAACGCGCACCUUCCCCAGCCCGCCUCAGUCACACUUCAGAGAAGCAUCCUCGUGCUACACUCACCGAACUCAAUGUUCUUCGUCGUCAUCGAGAAUUGUGCGAUGUUGUUCUCAAUGUCGGCUCUAGAAAGAUAUUCGCUCACCGUGUUAUUUUAUCGGCGUGUAGUCCGUACUUCCGAGCGAUGUUUACUGGGGAGCUGGCGGAAUCUCGACAAACUGAAGUCACGAUACGUGACAUAGAUGAAAUGGCGAUGGAACUAUUGAUAGACUUCUGUUACACUUCUCACAUCAUCGUCGAGGAAGCGAACGUUCAAACUCUCCUUCCAGCAGCGUGCCUUCUCCAGCUAGCAGAGAUUCAAGAUAUAUGUUGCGAGUUUCUCAAACGCCAGUUAGAUCCGUCUAAUUGUCUAGGUAUACGAGCGUUUGCUGAUACUCAUUCUUGUCGUGAACUUUUACGAAUCGCGGACAAGUUUACACAGCACAAUUUUCAAGAAGUAAUGGAAAGCGAAGAAUUUCUUUUAUUGCCUGUUGGCCAAUUAGUAGAUAUUAUUUCUUCGGACGAGUUAAAUGUUCGAACAGAAGAACAGGUAUUUAGUGCAGUUAUGAACUGGGUCAAAUAUAAUGUCACUGAGAGAAGGCAACAUUUGGCGCAAGUUCUUCAACAUGUACGACUACCCCUCCUUAGCCCAAAAUUUUUAGUUGGAACCGUAGGUUCUGACCUUUUAGUUCGGUCCGAUGACGCAUGCAGAGACUUGGUAGACGAAGCGAAAAAUUACUUGCUGCUUCCUCAAGAAAGGCCGCUGAUGCAAGGACCUAGAACACGACCUAGAAAACCAACCAGACGCGGUGAAGUUCUAUUCGCUGUCGGAGGUUGGUGUUCUGGCGAUGCAAUCGCUAGCGUGGAAAGAUUUGAUCCUAACACUGCGGAUUGGAAAAUGGUGGCGCCAAUGAGUAAACGAAGAUGUGGUGUCGGAGUAGCUGUACUGAACGAUUUGUUGUACGCAGUAGGUGGUCACGACGGACAAAGCUAUUUAAAUAGCAUCGAACGAUAUGAUCCACAAACGAAUCAAUGGUCCUGUGAUGUUGCACCUACCACAUCGUGUCGAACUAGCGUAGGUGUUGCGGUAUUGGAUGGUUUUCUUUACGCGGUAGGUGGGCAGGAUGGCGUCCAAUGUUUAAAUCAUGUUGAGAGGUAUGAUCCUAAAGAAAAUAAAUGGUCCAAAGUAUCACCAAUGACCACUAGAAGGCUUGGAGUAGCUGUUGCUGUGCUAGGCGGUUAUUUAUAUGCCAUCGGUGGAUCCGAUGGCCAGUCGCCUUUAAAUACAGUAGAAAGAUAUGAUCCGAGACAAAACAAAUGGUCUCAAGUAUCACCUAUGUCUACAAGACGUAAGCAUCUAGGCUGUGCGGUAUUUAAUAAUCUAAUUUAUGCCGUUGGAGGACGAGAUGACUGCAUGGAGCUCUCAAGUGCAGAACGGUAUAACCCUCACACAAAUUCUUGGAGUCCGAUAGUCGCUAUGACAUCAAGAAGAAGUGGAGUGGGUUUAGCAGUAGUGAAUGGUUUACUAUAUGCAGUGGGUGGAUUUGAUGGAACUGCCUAUUUAAAAACAAUUGAAGUGUACGAUUCAGAACAAAAUCAAUGGAAACUAUGUGGUUGUAUGAAUUACAGAAGACUCGGUGGAGGUGUGGGAGUAAUGCGAGCCCCUCAAACCGAAAACUACAUUUGGUAGCUCAGGCCCCCCUCUUCAGCCCAAAUGGCUGAAACUCCUUUAACUCCUCUUACACCGAUGACUCCAGUUACACCUGUAACUCCUCCCGCCCCUGUGUCGGUUCCUGUUGUUAUAACUAAUACUAGAAAACGCUACCGCCGAUCGAUGAGCAUUAUAUAAGUAAUACGUACGUUUUAUAAGACUUUGCCUUUCUAGAGAUGAAGUCCUUUUUGUUAGAAACUAUUCUAUGUUCUUUCACUAGCUUUGUGUAGCUUACAGUUCAUUUUCACGAGACAAUUACUUUGUACUAAGUACGGAUGUAUAUUUUCCUGAUGUAGAAAAUUUAUUCCUUGAUAAUGUUUAUAUUGUCGCGAUUUAAUCAUGUUUUUUAUAUAAGACUUUGUAAAAUAUUUCUUUUAUGUUAUUUAUACAUUCUGUUAUGUAUUACAAAAUACCAAUUCCAACUGUUCUAGAUUUAAGUGCAAUACUCUUGUAAUUUCUGUUCUAUUUUCCUUUUCUUUUUCUUUUUAUAUAUAUAUAUAAAGCAGCCGUGUUUAUUGUGAAUAUUUAAAAUACAAAGGAACAGAAAGGCAAAAUCUCUUUGAAACAUAUUCUCGAACACAAUAUUCACUUCAAUGGAAUGCUUGCAGCUUCCAUGUUUUCAGUGAUUAAAAAAAAAACAGAUUUUUAAAGUAUAUAUUGACAUCAAAACUUCGUUAUGGAGGACUGCUUGUGCAGUCACUGAUAAAAAAAAGAAAAACAAAAAUAAAGAGUUAAUCAAACAAAUUGUUUCUGUCUCGAUAGUAUACUUUCUACAUGUAUCGUAUUUUUAUCAAUAAGACUGAAGUGAAACCAAAAGUUUAUGUAAAAUUAAUAAAUGAAACGAAUGUUUCAGGCUCUAAGAAUAUUUUUGUUUUAAGAUAAUGUAUAAAACAUGCAUAAGUUAUAACAUGAUUUCAUCAUGUACUAAAUAUUACAAUCAUUGGAUUUACGUUUCUUAAUCCUUUUAAUAUCUCUACAGAAAACAAAGCUUGAUAAAUUUACGUUUUGUUUGAAGCGAUAAAGGAGUACUCUUAUUGUACAAAAUGGUAAUAGGGAUCAUUAUCCAACAAUUUCAUAAUGUAACGUUUGUGAUAAUAAUCUAAUAAGAGUCAGUAAAUUUGACUGAUUGUGAGCAAUAUUUUACUAACAUAACAAAAUAUUGUUUUGUAAUUAUUUAAAUAGAAAGUUAUAAGAAAGCUGUGAAAAUUUCUGUCGAUUAAUUACAAAAUUAAAAAGUUUAUGAACUUACUAGUUGUGUUACAUCUAUGAGAUUGUUGAAGAAAACAAAGCACAUGUCUAGUAUAAGAAUAUGCUGACGAUAUGAUGUAACUAUCUUUAAACAACUUGUUACAAAAUAUCACUACUAGAAACUGUACAGAUUCUCGAUAUUGUAUCGUAAUGACUUUCUUCAAUGGAACAAUCAGUUUUAAUUAGACACGAAACGCAAAAACGUUUCUAUUUCUUUACAAACACAACAAAUUUAUGAAAUCUAUAUAGUAUAUCUAUAUAAAUGAAACAAUUAUAUUGAGUUGGAAUAAUCCAAUUACAGAUUUAAAAUGGUACAAAUUAUUGUAAUCACUAAACAAAGUUCAAAUAAGUGUUCAAAAUUACAGAUUUAAUUUACAAAUAGUUAAAACUGUAGUUUCAUUAUAAGAUGUUGCUAAAAAUGUUAGUAUUUUAGUUGCUUAAAUCAAAAUUUAAUUCAAUUUUAAACUCAUGUGAGAAACAUUUUUACAGAAUGACAUUUACAUUUUUUUUUUACAUCAAUAAAUUUUAUUAUAACCAAUUGCUAUUCUCUAAUGAGACAAUGGAAUCUUUGAAGUAAAAUUAUUUUAUUAUUUUUUAUAUAUACAUAUAUACAAAGAUUUCAUUAUAUUCCUUGGGAAAUAUAUUAAAAAUGUUUUAUUUUCUGCCUACUGGUGAAUUCUAUUACGUGGAGCAGAUAAUCAAAAUGAAAAAGUUUUACACAUAAUACGGAGUAAUUUAUGGAAAUGCUAAAAAUUAGAUGUUUUUUUACAAAUAAAACAUACAUUUCAAAAGUACAGAUUAAAUUUUUGUUUUAUAUAAGAUUUCAUAUAUGUAUAAUAUAAGUUUAUAGAAAUGAUAAGUUUUUAGUGUACUUAAUAAUUCUGAAAGAUGAAUUUCUUUUUUAAAUCUUGUAUAAUAAACAAAUUUCAGUUUGUAUUUUUAA
Bombus huntii is the source of this 4567-nucleotide messenger RNA. RefSeq names its product kelch-like protein diablo (gene dbo). Gene Ontology annotation, molecular function: protein binding. Lineage: Eukaryota; Metazoa; Arthropoda; Insecta; Hymenoptera; Apidae. The record is from RefSeq and is a predicted model, not a curated record. The transcript has 7 exons. The coding region runs from base 493 to 2355 and encodes 620 amino acids.